Messenger RNA from Vitis riparia (riverbank grape), 3471 nucleotides. Its product is annotated as B3 domain-containing protein Os07g0563300. The record is from RefSeq and is a predicted model, not a curated record. Gene Ontology annotation, molecular function: DNA binding; zinc ion binding. The coding region runs from base 309 to 3059 and encodes 916 amino acids. The transcript has 13 exons. Lineage: Eukaryota; Viridiplantae; Streptophyta; Magnoliopsida; Vitales; Vitaceae.
UCUCUUUCUCUCUCGUCUGGUAACGUUCCCUUUCUCGCUCUAAGACCCUCGCUUUCUCUCUCUAUAAACGCCUCCUCAUGAUUAUAGAUCAGAGGCCACAACCACCGCUUCCUCCGUCAUUUUCAGCUUUGUUUGCCAGUUUAUUUGUUUCGUGAGUGUUGUGUUAUCAGUGUAUCUUUAGGGUUUAUGUAGAAGCGGCUUCUGUCUCUGGUGUUUUCCUUUUGUUUUUCUUCUUCUUCUUCUUCCUCUUCUUCUUUUUUUUUUUUUUUGGGGGGGGGAAGGGGUUGUGUUUGGUGUUGCGAGGCUCGAUGUCGUCUUCAACGAUGAAGAUUUGCUUCAAUUCGGAGUGUACGGACCGGAAAUCGGAGCGGCUGAGGAAGGGGUGGCGGACGCGGUCUGGCGACUGUGUGGAGCUAUGUGAUCGAUGCGGUUCUCUUUAUGAUGAGGGAAGGUUCUGUGAGACUUUCCACUUGAAUGCUUCUGGGUGGCGUGGUUGCAAGUCAUGUGGAAAGCGGGUUCACUGUGGAUGCAUUGCUUCAAUUCAUUCAUUCACGUUGUUGGAUACUGGAGGAAUUGAGUGCAUUCCAUGUGCAAGGAAAAAUGUUGUUUUGACACCAAAUCCAGCAUGGCCACCUCAUUUUUUUCUUCCUUUACCUGAGAGACUUAAAGACCCUGUCAAGAACUGGAGCCAGAGCCAGCCUGUUGGACCCUGGCGUGCAUCCAAUCUGUUCAAUACUUCUCUUCCUCAGUCUGAUUUGCGUCCAAGGAUGCCUAGUGAAGCUGAUUUGUCAACUGGUGUUGAUAGACUUAUUGUCAGUGAGAGAUCAUCUGCCUCUUCCUUGGAAAAGAAGAAAAUCGAAGAUUCAUCUGAAAGAUCAAUGAAUGGAGGCCUAAAGCUGGGUGCAUUGGAAAUGCUUGAGAAUGGGAAUUCUGGAACCAACUGUGAGGAGCAACCGGCUUCAUGUGUAAAUAUACCUCAGCAGUCAUCCUCUCUAAAUGAUGAUCAUUCUGCUCCACUUCUUAGUUUGGCUGUGCCUUAUGCUUCAUCAAGUGAAACAAAUGGUCAAACUGUUGUUUCUGGAACUAUAUCACAACCAACCCCUUCACCUCCGCUAGCGAAGAAGUUCUCUGGUCAUCCACAUAAUGGAGUCGAUUCAUCCGGUGAAGCUCAGGUACGCAAUGGAAGGCCUCGAGGAGAUGCCCGAGGAAGAAACCAAUUACUUCCUCGAUACUGGCCAAGGAUAACUGAUCAGGAACUACAACAAAUCUCUGGAGAUUCAAAUUCUGUAAUCACUCCUUUGUUUGAAAAGAUGCUAAGUGCUAGUGAUGCUGGGCGUAUAGGGCGUUUAGUGCUGCCAAAAAAAUGUGCUGAGGCGUAUUUCCCAGCAAUUUCUCAGCCUGAAGGAUUGCCUCUUAAAGUCCAGGAUGCAAAAGGUCAUGAAUGGAUAUUUCAGUUUCGAUUUUGGCCCAAUAAUAACAGCAGAAUGUAUGUUUUAGAGGGAGUUACUCCUUGUAUACAGUCGAUGCAAUUACAAGCAGGUGACACAGUAACAUUUAGUCGAUUGGAACCAGAAGGGAAGCUGGUUAUGGGAUUUAGAAAGGCUUCGACUGCUCCAUCAUCUGAUCAGGGCAAUGAAACAAUAAAGACUGGCAAUGGUGGGUCUACGCAUGGAGAUGUUAGUAUUAGAAAAACUAAAACUGGUGAAGUUGCUUUAACUAAUCGUCAUCUAAAAAGCAGUUUAGGAUCACCUAGCUUUUCAUCAAUGGAUCAGGCUGAUUUGGCAGAUCCUGCAAGUGCAUGGUCUAAAGUUGAUAAAUCAGGAUACAUAGCAAAAGAAGCACUUGGUGCAAAAUCAUCAAUUCCUAGAAAGAGGAAGAAUAGCACCUUGGGUUCAAAAAGCAAGCGCCUCAGAAUUGAAAAUGAGGAUCUGAUAGAGCUGAAGUUAACAUGGGAAGAAGCUCAAGGACUGCUUCGCCCACCCCCUAACCAUGUUCCCAAUGUUGUGGUUAUUGAAGGCUAUGAGUUUGAGGAAUAUGAGGAACCGCCAAUAAUUGGGAAGCCAACAAUUUUUGCAACUGAUGAUAUGGGUGAAAAGAUUCAGUGGGCCCAAUGUGAAGACUGUUUUAAAUGGCGCAAACUGCCUGCUGAUGUUUGUCUUUCCUCAAGAUGGACCUGUUCUGAAAACACAUGGGAUCCAGAAAGGUCUUCAUGUUCAGCAACUCAAGAAAUAACAGCAGAACAGUUGGAAGAUCUGCUACCCACUAGUAAGACGGCUGCUUCUAAGAAAAUGAAGGCUGCUAAACAGGACUCAGAUACCAUUGAAGCUUUGGAGGGCCUGGACACUCUUGCUAACCUAGCUAUCCUGGGAGAGGGUGAGGCACUCCCACCAUCUUCCCAGGCCACAACCAAACAUCCCCGGCACAGACCUGGAUGCUCAUGUAUAGUCUGCAUUCAGCCCCCAAGUGGUAAGGGCCCUAAACACAAGCAGACAUGCACAUGUAAUGUCUGCCUAACAGUGAAGCGCCGAUUUCGCACCUUGAUGAUGCGACGAGAGAAGAAGCAGUCUGAGAAAGAAGCAGAAACUGCACGCAAGAAGCAGCAAGAGCAGUUACUGUUGCCUGAGAAAAUAACUGAUGAUGACCCAUUGCUCUGUAGUAACUCUGGAAAUAGUGGACCAAACAAGAAAAAGGUGGUCAAUGAGGGUUCUGAUGAUGACCCAAACAAGAGGAAAUCCCUGACCACCUCACCUUUUAAAGGUCAAAUUGACUUGAACAUUCAACCAGAGCGGGAGGAAGAGUCAUCACCAGGUUCUGAUUCUGGCAGCAUGAUGAGGUUGCUCCAAGAUGCCACAGAGAGGUGUCUCAGGCAGCAGCUGUCAUCAAGCUCGGCUGGCAACAGAAGUUCAUCUGGAAAUCAGACACACUUGGAGGAAGAUGAACCAGAGGGAGAAAAACUUGGCAAUGGUCUUGACCCUGGUACAAGUAAACAGGAUUCUGACAUCAACCACCCUGUAGCUUUAUCGAUGAAUGCAUCAGCAUCCACAUCUGCCACUGGGUAGAUAAAUGGUGCCUCUCAUGCAAAGGUAGAUUGGCAUGAAUUGCGGUUAUCAGUUUGUUUAUUCAGGUCUGUACAUAAAGCAGAGGUAGGAAAUGGAUAAUAUGGGUUAGAAACCAAUAAUUUUGCUGUUCAGUAUGCUAUAAAUGUUGUCCUAUCUUACUGUAGUAUUACAUGAGAAUAUAUGCCCAAAGUCUUAAAAAGUAGGGAAGGAGCUAUUACUUUUUCUCUUUUUGGGAGCUCUCCUUUCCGCCCUUAUGCUUAGACAUGUAGGAUGUAAUUAAGGUCUGUUUUCUUUUUCUUUCCAUUCAUUCAAAGAGAAAUUGCUUCCGGGUGCUUUUAACCUCUUGUUACGCUGCUUUGUUUCAGCAAUCAGACUGGUAAUUAAAGAAAUGAAAUUUAGAUUAGCAUGACUU